This is a messenger RNA of Aureobasidium namibiae CBS 147.97, 645 nucleotides long. RefSeq lists its product as uncharacterized. The transcript has a single exon. NCBI's taxonomy places the organism in Eukaryota, Fungi, Ascomycota, Dothideomycetes, Dothideales, Saccotheciaceae. Bases 1 to 645 code for a protein of 214 amino acids. The record is from RefSeq and is a predicted model, not a curated record.
AUGGGCAAUGGAUUGUUCUCGAAGAGGCAACUCAAGCCAUCCGAGUUGGGCUACCCUCCUGAGAGACUCAUACUCCCAGAAGAACGCAUCAAAAACGAAUAUGCUGCACUUUGCUACAUUCGAGAUAACACCACCAUACCCAUUCCAGAGAUCGAGAGCUUUGGACGAGACGAGAACGACUCAUUGAAACUUGUCACUGGCAUCGUUGCUGGCAAGAUGCUCGAGGACUUUGAUGACGAGGAACGACCUGCUGUUCUCGAGGCGGUGGACCAGCAGAUGGAACGUCACAUUUUCCCGCAACCUCAGAAGCUUCAGCGUGACAGUGUCGGCUGUGUCGACGAAAGCCUACCAGUCAUCGCACCCAACUGCCUCAUGUACAAGCACCGCCGACCCUUCUGGAGACGCGUGACCUCCGAUACGCCUUCUUUCGUCUUCUGCCAUAACGACUUGAGCGGCUUCAACAUCAUUCUCAACCCCGACACUUAUGAGAUCGCUGCGAUCAUCGAUUGGGAGUAUGCAGGAUUCUUCCCCGCCUGGUUUGACAGAAGGCUUUGGAGGGAAAGAUACAACAAACGAAAUUGGGAUGAGGUGGAUAAAUACAUCGAGGACGCAAAAGACUUCUUCGACAAAGACGCACCCAAGUAG